Molecule: messenger RNA, 3948 nt
Organism: Amaranthus tricolor (Joseph's coat)
Lineage: Eukaryota; Viridiplantae; Streptophyta; Magnoliopsida; Caryophyllales; Amaranthaceae
Exons: 2
Coding region: 1-699 (232 amino acids)
Molecular function (GO): nucleic acid binding
Source: RefSeq, a predicted model, not a curated record
AUGUACACCCAUAACAUUAGGCUCCAGCGACCUUUUACCCCUCGGUUCUCCUCUCUGAUUUGGAGACUUCCAGUCCCCAUCUCCGGUCAUGGGCAGGGAGGUAGGCUGACGAAGGCGAAGGCGGUGCCGAGGAAGCCAUCGUUGAGUUGCUCUUCUCAUGAAUCUUCUUCUUCUACUGAGCGAUACUGGUACCAAUCUUCAAAGUCGAUUCUCGUGCCUGCUGAUUUAGCCAGCAAAGCUCCAUUGUUUCCAGCCUUUUCUCAGGCGGCUGUUGGCCUUAGUUGGGUCUAUGUCUUGAAGAGCACCCCUACUAAGUUUGUCCUAUUUUCUUCUUCUUCUUCUCAGCUUCCUGGAUCUGCGAACAACGCUCCCGUUUCUGCUGGUUCAGGUAAGCCGUUACCAUCUCGUAAAAUUGAAAAGAUUAGUAAAGCUGAUGUUGUUGAUGAGAUGAAAUAUUGGGAGAACUCAGUUGUUUGUUAUGUUACAAGUGCAAACCCUCCUCUCUAUGUUGUUGAGGGUUUUGUCAAGAGAAUUUGGAAAGAGCAAGUAAUUGAUAAGAAAGGUAUGGUUAAUCGUGGAUUUUUUCUGGUUCGAUUUAGUUCGAAGGAUGAUCAGGAAAAGGCUUGCUAUAUGAAUGGUAUUCUCUUUGAUAAGAAGCCAUUCAUUGUCAAACCCUGGUUUCCCAAAAUCUCUAUAUGAAAAAUCUAGCCUUACCCUGUAUGGGUUAAAUUUCCUAGGUUGGAUGUUAUGUACUGGAAUGAAAUGACCUUAAAGAACAUAGUGGGCUAUCUUGGUACUGUUUUGAAAAUUGACAAUGCAACUAUUUCUAAGACUAGAUUGAUGUUUGCUAGAGUCUUAGUUGAAAUGAAAAUCAAUGAGGGUUUUCCAGAAGAGCUCUUUUAUUCGGAUGAAAAUGAUGAAUUGGUUUCUUAACAUGUGCAGUAUGAAUGGGUGCCUAUGUGGUGUAGUAAGUGUUCUCAGUUUGGGCACAUUGUUGCUGACUGUCGUAUGGGCCAACCUAGACCAUCUAAAAACAUUGAUGUGGAUGAAGAUGGGUUUCGAGUUUACAAGAAAAAAGCCACUCAAAAGGCUUCUGAGAUAGCUCAGCCUUCUGCCAUAAUAGAUGAGCCUCCUAUUUCUAAGGAGAUUAAUGCUGUGGAUGAUAGAGGAGACCUUCCAGAUGCUAGUGACUCUUUUGUUGUGACUGUGGGGAAUGGGUUCAAAGCCCUUGAGGACUUAACUGUCAUGGAUAAUCCAAAUGUUCAAGAUAAUCCAAUAAGAGCACUGGGGGCUAACCCCAUCUCGGGGAAUGAUUAAUGUGUGUGCGUGGAAUGCUCGGGGGCUCAAUAAGGUGCAUAAACAAUUUGAGGUUGUUCGCUUCCUUUUUACCUAUAAUAUAAGCCUUAUUGGACUUCUCGAAACAAAGGUAAAGAGGAAGGAAUUAGGGGCUUUUUACCUUUGUGUUUUCCCUAAUUGGUGUGUCACAACUAAUCUAGCAUGGCAUGAGGGUGGUAGAAUUAUCGUUGGUUGGAUGAAUGAUGAUGUUCAGGUUAACAUUCUUGUUUGCACCAGUCAGCUUAUUCAUAUAGGUUGCGUUCCUCAGACUGGUUCCCCAUUCUGUUGUACUUUUGUUUAUGGGUCCUCUGCUAGACGUUAGAGACUAAAGCUUUUCUAGGAUUUGGAGAAUAUUAGUUCUAAGAUCACCUCAUCAUGGCUUUUGUUGGGUGACUUUAAUUGUAUUGAAAAUUUUGAUGAACGUAUGGGUCAACCAGUUAGGCUCCAUGAAAUUAAACUACUCCGUGACUUUAUGGAAUUGUGUGGUGUGCAUGAUCUUCAGUAUACUGGCCAUUUCUUCACUUGGAAUAAUAAACAAGCUGGAAGUAAGCGUGUCAUGAGUAAGAUAGAUGGUGUCCUUGGUAAUGAUCUAUGGGAAGAAACUUUUCCCUUGUCAAUUGUCUCUUUCUUACCUGAGGGGACUUUUGACCAUUCACCUAUCUUGGUUUCUUCCUCCAUCCAUCACAAAGGCAAAUACCCCUUUCGGUUUUUCAAUUGUUGGAGUACUAAAGAGGGUUUCAUAUACACUGUUCGUGAGGUGUCGAAUAGCCCAACCAAGGGUCACAUUAGCUUCUAGAUUAAUCAAAAAUUGAAGGCGUUGAAGAAAGAGCUUAAAAGGAGAUUCGGUAGGACUCAACUUCAACAUGAUGUUCAUAGGACUGAACUUCAGCUUCUGAGUAUCCAAGAAGACUUACAUAGUUAUCCUGCUCAUGAGAGACUGGCAAUUCUAGAAAAGAAAAUUAAUUGUUUGCUUCAAAAAUUGAAAUCUGAUCUUGCUUCUUCUUAGCGUCAUAAGGCUAAAAUGAAUUAGGUACAAUUUGGUGGUGAUAAUACCAAGUUUUUUCACCAGAGUAUUAAAUAUAGAAUUAGAACUAAUAGAAUUGCUCAUCUCCAUAUCAAUGGUAUUGAUAUCAUGGAUCCAGCUUUGAUUCAGAAAGAGUUCUAUUCAUUCUAUUCUAAUCUUUUGUGUACUGAGCUUUUAGGGAAAGGGAAGAUAAACUUGAACAUUGCUCGUUCAGGUCCUAUUCUAUCUGAUAUUCAAAGAGGCAUGCUUGAUCUUUGGUUCACUAAAGCAGAGAUUAAGGAAGCUAUGUGGAGCAUUCCGGAUGAUAAAUCCCUUGGUUUAGAUGGCUUCAAUAGUAAAUUCUAUAAAACGGCAUGGGAUGUUGUGGGAGAGGAUAUUACUCAGGCCAUAUCUCAGUUCUUCCUCAAUGACAAAAUGUUGUAGUCCUAGAAUACUACUAUCACACUAAUUCCAAAAAUUCAAUGCCCUUCUCAUCUAGGUGACUUUAGACCUAUUUAUUGUUGCCAUGUCAUUUAUAAGUGCAUUGCCUAGUUGAUUUGCUCAAGGCUCAGGUUAGUGUUGGAUAGUAUUAUCGACCAUGCACAAGGUGCUUUUGUGGCUGGGCGAAGUAUCAUGCAUAAUAUUUAAUAUGUUAGGACCUAGUAAAACAAUAUUCACAACACUGUGCUCCUAGUUGUCUUCUCAAAGUAGAUCUGUGCAAAGCCUAUGAAUCAGUAGAAGGAAAUGUUGGUUGCCUUGAAUUUUCCUCACCACUUUAUCCAGAUUGUGAGCUCCUUGCUGAUAGGUUGAUGAAGAGAAUCAAGGGUUGGCAGGCUAAAAAUUAAAUGCAACUCGCGUUCAGAUCAUCAAUUCCAUUUUGAUGGGAAUCUCUGCUUAUUGGUGUCAAAUCUUUAUCAUCCCUAAGGGGGUGAUCAUAUGCAUCAAUCCAAUAUGUAGAGCUUUUUUGUGGUUUGGUGUUGCAGACUCUAGUAGACCUAGAUUAGUUGAGUGGAAAGAGGUGCGCCAACCAAAAAAAGUUGGUAGCCUGGGCAUUCGUGACUUAUUUUUGCGGAAUCAGAUGGCUGUUGGUAAAAUUGCUUGGCAUUUCUUUAUGAUGAAGGACUUAUUGUGGGUGAGAUGGGUUCAUGGAAUCAAAUCAAAGGUGGCAUUUGGGAGCUCUUUAAUGCCCUGGUCAAGGCUACUUGGGCUUUAAAGAAAAUUUGUUUUAUAAAGGACUCACUAAGACAAUGGGUAUUUUGUAACUCUUAUUCAAUUAAGGAGAUCUACAUGGCUCACUUUGCAGGGGUCUAGAAGGUCAGAUGGACGUUCAUGGAUUGAAACAAACUUUCUAUUUCCAAGGCUCGCUUCUGUUGUUGGUUAGUGGCUAAGGGUAAGUUUAAGACAAGGGAUAAACUGAAAACCUUAGGCGUGACUGAUGAUGACUCUUGUUCUCUUUGUACUGCUUCUGUGGAAACAGUCCACCACUUAUUUUUUGAAUGUUCUUUUAGUCAAUGCUGUUUGGAAGGUUUGAGAAAAUGGUUGGGGAUCAAAUUUAAACCCUUGGAAUCCAUAGAAUUCAAGAGAUAUAAAUUGAAUGUACUUCAACAGCA